GCAGCCGAGGAGUGGAGGCUGGGCAGCUCCGACUCCCUGACGCCAGCGAGACCAGAUCAAUCCAGGCUCCGGGAGCGGACGGGCGGGCGGAGGAAGGAGAGGCCGAGCGGCUCAGCGCGGGCCGAAGCGCGGGGAGGGACCCUGCGAGAGGAGCGGGCGCAGCUCCCGGCCGGCCGGACCGAGGCCGCGGGACCCCGGUCGCCCGGCCACUCGUGCGCCCGCGCGGACGGGCGCGCCGCCAACCCGGUGCUGAAUUUAGAUUACUUUUGGAAGCACUAGGAAUGGUAAUUUCUACUUUUCAGGACCUCAAACUAAGAAACUAGAGAAUCCUAUGUAAAUAAAUUGAUCUCUCUCCUGCUGUCCUAUUGCAUUUGGAGACUCCUUUGUUUCACCAUAUCCAAGGAGUAUAUAACUAGUUCCGCCAUUAUGAAUGUGACAAGUUUAUUUUCCUUCACAAGUCCAGCUGUGAAGAGACUUCUUGGGUGGAAACAGGGUGAUGAAGAAGAAAAAUGGGCAGAGAAAGCAGUUGAUGCAUUGGUGAAAAAACUGAAGAAAAAGAAAGGUGCCAUGGAGGAAUUGGAAAAGGCCUUGAGCUGCCCGGGGCAACCAAGUAACUGUGUCACCAUUCCCCGCUCUCUGGAUGGCAGGCUGCAAGUUUCCCACCGUAAGGGACUGCCUCAUGUCAUUUACUGCCGUGUGUGGCGCUGGCCCGAUCUUCAGAGUCACCAUGAACUAAAACCACUGGAAUGCUGUGAGUUUCCUUUUGGUUCCAAGCAGAAGGAGGUCUGCAUCAAUCCCUACCACUAUAAGCGAGUAGAAAGCCCCGUUCUUCCUCCAGUGCUAGUUCCAAGACACAGCGAAUAUAAUCCUCAGCACAGCCUCUUAGCUCAGUUUCGUAAUUUAGGACAAAAUGAGCCUCACAUGCCACUCAAUGCCACUUUUCCGGAUUCUUUCCAGCAACCCAACAGCCACCCGUUUCCUCAUUCUCCCAAUAGCAGUUACCCAAACUCUCCUGGAAGCAGCAGCAGCACCUACCCACACUCUCCCACCAGCUCAGACCCAGGAAGCCCUUUCCAGAUGCCAGCUGAUACGCCACCACCUGCUUACCUGCCUCCUGAAGACCCCAUGACCCAGGAUGGGUCUCAGCCAAUGGACACAAAUAUGAUGGCACCUUCACUGCCCUCAGAAAUCAACAGAGGAGAUGUUCAGGCAGUUGCUUACGAGGAACCAAAACACUGGUGCUCUAUUGUCUACUAUGAGCUCAACAAUCGUGUGGGUGAAGCGUUCCAUGCCUCCUCCACAAGUGUGUUGGUGGAUGGUUUCACUGAUCCUUCCAACAAUAAGAACCGUUUCUGCCUUGGGCUGCUCUCCAAUGUUAACCGGAAUUCCACUAUUGAAAACACUAGGCGGCAUAUUGGAAAAGGAGUUCAUCUUUAUUAUGUUGGAGGGGAAGUAUAUGCUGAAUGCCUUAGUGACAGUAGCAUCUUUGUGCAAAGUCGGAACUGCAACUACCAUCAUGGAUUUCAUCCCACUACUGUAUGCAAGAUUCCUAGUGGGUGUAGUUUGAAAAUUUUUAACAACCAAGAAUUUGCUCAGUUACUGGCACAAUCUGUGAACCAUGGUUUUGAAACAGUCUAUGAACUUACGAAAAUGUGUACUAUACGCAUGAGCUUUGUGAAGGGCUGGGGAGCAGAAUACCACCGCCAGGAUGUUACUAGCACCCCCUGCUGGAUUGAGAUCCAUCUGCAUGGCCCCCUCCAGUGGCUGGAUAAAGUUCUUACUCAGAUGGGUUCACCUCAUAAUCCUAUUUCAUCUGUGUCUUAAACGUCCUUAGGCUUCUGCCUCUUGAAAACUAUUGAGCCUUGCAUGUACUUGAAGGAUGGAUGUCAAACAUGACUGAGAACUGACAAAGGAGCCUUGAUAAUACUUGACCUCUGUGACCAACUGUUGGAUUCAGAAAAAAAAAAAAAAAAAAAAUUGGUAACAUACUGUUCAUAUCAAGAACCUGUUUAGUUUACGUUGUAACAUUCUACCAAAAAAUCAACUAAAAAGCAGACUUUUUAGCAGGACUUUGUGUAUAGUUAAAAGAGAGAUGGCCAAGCCAGGGACAAAUAAUCAAGAUUCUUUUGUGUUUGGCACUUUAAGGUCAUCAUUUGGCAAAAGUUUAGCAUUAAUACUUAGUCUUUCUGAAGUGUGUUUUUUAUCAGGUUUAGAGCCCAUGUUAAGUCUUCUUUUAAUGGGUUUUCACAAUAUUUUAAAACUGUUUAGUAAUGGUUUUUGUUUGUUUUUUAAGAAAAGGUUAAUCUUGAUGAUAUACAUAGUAAUCUUUCUAAAACUGUCUGCUGACCAUACUGCUGUCAGAAUAAUGUUAGGCAUAUGCUCUUUGCUAAAUAUGUAUGUACAAAAUAUUUGGAAGUUAAGAAUUGAUUAGACUAGUGAACUUAGGAGUAAUUCAGGGGGGUGGGGGAGAGGGAAAUGACAACGGCAAAUGUAGAAAAUACUGUAAAAAUUCAGUUUGCUUUAAAGAACAAACUGAUGUCUGAAUUUUGCUGUGUUUCAGUUUUAGAGAUUUUAUCCUACUUUUUUUUUUUUUUUUUUUUUUGGCAUUCUUCUAUCCUAUCCUCUCCGAAAAAGCAGUUAUGCAGCUGGUUAAUUCAUAUAACUGUGAGAGCAAAUGAAUAAUUUCUGCUUUUCUGAAACUGACUGCCUAUAUGUUUCAAUACCAAUUGUAUGGAGUGCUUGAAUUUAAUAAACAGUUUUUAUGGAGUUUACAGAAAUAGGCUUUAAUUUUCAAAUGAAUUGUUUGCCAAACCUAGUAACUCUGUUAAAUAUUUGGAGGAUUUAAAGAACAUCCCUG
This is a messenger RNA of Cynocephalus volans (Philippine flying lemur), 2857 nucleotides long. It is a transcript of the gene SMAD1, whose product is annotated as SMAD family member 1. The record is from RefSeq and is a predicted model, not a curated record. Gene Ontology annotation, biological process: SMAD protein signal transduction; regulation of transcription by RNA polymerase II; anatomical structure morphogenesis. NCBI's taxonomy places the organism in Eukaryota, Metazoa, Chordata, Mammalia, Dermoptera, Cynocephalidae. Gene Ontology annotation, molecular function: DNA-binding transcription factor activity, RNA polymerase II-specific; I-SMAD binding; RNA polymerase II cis-regulatory region sequence-specific DNA binding. Gene Ontology annotation, cellular component: heteromeric SMAD protein complex. Bases 427 to 1824 code for a protein of 465 amino acids. The transcript is spliced from 7 exons.